UACAAAUUGGGUGUACAGAUACAACAUUAACCAGUUGAUCAUAAAGUGGCGACCUUGAAGGACACACAAUUGUAUGAUAUGACAAGAAUAAUUCGACGAUGACUUUGCGUAAUUCAUAAUACUGUAAUUAAAGCAUAAAACACAAACGUUUUUGGAUAAUCUCAAAUGCACUAAUUAUAAAAGACUUUUAUUCUCUACAACUAUCUAGUACUUAGACAUGGUCGAGGUCGCCACAUUGACGGGAUGGGACAUCGCCGUAAUCGUUCUCUACUUUGUUAUUGUCCUAGGUGUGGGACUAUUUGCAACAAUACGAGCAAACAGAGGGAGCACCGAGGGAUUCUUCUUGGCUGGGAAGUCAAUGACAUUCAUACCAAUAGCAGGGUCCAUAUUUGCGACAAAUGUUGGUGCCCCUAUGUUUGUUGGGCUCGCGGGUUCGGCAGCGGCCCUGGGAAUAGCACCAGUAAUGUUUGAAUGGCACGCCACCUAUAUACUGAUUCUACUUGGCUGGGUGUUUGUCCCCAUUUACAUUGCAUCCGCAACAACAACGAUGCCUGAAUACCUAGGGAAACGAUUUGGCGGUGUACGUCUGAGAGUAUAUAACUCUAUCGUUCAACUAGUCAUGAUGGCACUCACUGGUAUUUCUGGUGAAAUUUACGCUGGUGGACUUUUUAUCAGGCAAAUACUUGGAUGGAACAUGUACUUAUCAGUACUGCUUAUUCUGGCAGUAACCUCCAUUUAUACAAUAGGUGGCGGUUUGACUGCUGUCAUCUACACAGAUACGUUACAAUCUGGAAUACUCAUCGUUGGAGCAGCCAUUCUUGCAGGGCUUUCUAUUACUAAAGUCGGUGGCUGGGAAGGAAUGUUUCAACAGUUCCCCGGUGCAGCAGCAAACUAUUCGUACGUGAACAGGGCACUUUAUGGCAACACAACAUGUGGAUUUCCACCCGAUGACUACAUGCAUAUAUUCCGUGGAGUUGAUUCUGGCUACCCAUGGCCUGGUCUCACAUUUGGUCUUACCAUUCUAGCAACGCAUUACUUCUGCACUAAUCAGGUUAUAGUUCAGCGUUGUUUAUCUGCAAAGAACAUCACACACGCCAAGGCCUCGACAGUUGUUGCAAGCUAUCUGAAGAUUUUACCUUUCUUUCUUUUUGUAACUCCUGGUAUGGUCAGUCGGAUUCUGUAUCCACAGGAGAUUGGCUGUGCUGAUCCUGACCAUUGCAACGAGGUAUGUGGUAAUCCAGCUGGAUGUACCAAUAUAGCUUACCCCCUUUUGGUCCUCAGAGUCAUGCCUACAGGUCUAAGAGGACUCAUGUUAGCUGCAAUGUUAGCUGCGCUUAUGAGUUCACUUACCUCAAUAUUCAACAGUUCGAGUACACUGUUCACCAUGGAUAUUUGGCAAAGAGUCCGACCCAGAGCCUCUCAGAAUGAACUAGUCUUAACUGGACGUAUAUUCUCAGCUAUAAUGAUUGGGUUAUCCGUGGCGUGGCUGCCAAUUUUACAAUUAAUUCAGGGUUCGCAAUUAUGGAACUAUCUUCAAUCAAUCUCAUCUUAUAUUAAUCCUCCAUGGGUAGCUGUAUUCUUGCUAGGAAUGUUCUGGCCAAGGUGCAAUGAGCAGGGCGCCUUUUGGGGACUGAUGGCCGGUCUAAUUGCGGGUGUAAUCAGAAUGGGGAUUCACUUCAGUUUCCCAGAGCCUUCGUGUGCAGCUGGUGUGGAAGAUACACGUCCUGCAAUCUUCAAGGAUGUCCACUAUUUACACUUCGCUAUGAUAUUGUUCGCCAUUUCUUUCAUUGUGAUUGUCAGCGUUUCAUUGCUUACGGAACCAAGACCAAAGAGAAAGUUGCAUCGACUUACAUGGUCCACUAGGAUGGAUAAGGAAGAGCCUGAACUCUCCUCUGAUGAAGAAGCGGAGGAAGAAGAAGAACUAACUAAAAAAGAUCCAGAAGCACCUGAAGACUUAUCGAAAGCAAGGAAAGUGUACAACUUCAUAUGCGGGAUUGAGCCAGAACAAACAAAGACGAAACUUUCCAAGGAAGCUGCGGCAGCGAUAAGAGCUGAAAUGACCGACAUUGCAGAGACUCCAUUCUUAUCAAACAUAAUGAACAUCAACGCAAUUAUCGCAAUUGCUGUCACGUGUUUCCUGAUUGGAUUCUUUGCAUAAAGAUAUUAAAUACGCAUGGGGAUAGACUAUGCUGACAAUUGUAAAUAAGUACUGUUAUUUUAAUACUGUCCAUUUAACAUACAACAGAGAAUGUAAGGAGCUGUAACAAAACGUUUUCUAACAAAACCUUUAUAUUUUUUUCCAGUUUUGUCAUAUUUCAUAUUUAAUAGUGCAGUUAUAUAAGCCAGUGCAAUUGACCCCCAAGGAGUACUUUUAAGUAAUUUCCUAUUAUGCCGUUUUCGUAUGACAUCAUGAUUUCCGAUGUCGAAACUACAUUGUAUGGAUUUCGCAAUUUCUAGAAAUGUACCUUUAGCUAUCUUCGAAGAACAUGGGUUAGCAUUUCCUAACGUGUGAAUGUGUAACAGUAGCGAUGUACUUUUAGUGACCUUGGCAGAAUCGGAGUUCAUAGUGAUCACUCCCUUCAGAACACCUUGUACAAUUAUAAAUGAUAAGAUUGCGCCUACUCCACAAACUAAGAAUGACUUUACAAGUUAGUCUUUUGUUUAUUAUAUUUGGUUAGGUGCAUAGGAAUGUACACGAUUUAUUUGUAGGUACAUUAUCUGUACAAAAAACGUGUUCAUUGAUAUAAGUCAAGAAAUUAUAUCUCACUUCAAAUUUCCUUCAGAAUUUUGCAUUUUACCCUUCCACAGGGGU
This is a messenger RNA of Owenia fusiformis, 2812 nucleotides long. NCBI's taxonomy places the organism in Eukaryota, Metazoa, Annelida, Polychaeta, Sabellida, Oweniidae. The record is from the annotation of a GenBank genome assembly.